AUGGGCAUCCACUCCAUCUUGCGCCAGGCGCGCGCGCAGGGCUGGCGGGACGACACGGUCGAGUACGCCAUUUUCCCCGACCCCGGCUCCUUCGAGCUGCCGCCCCUCACGCCGGGUCAGGCGGCGGAGAGCGACGAGGCGGUUCGGCGCGGGCUGGAGGCGCUGCGCGUGGCGUGCCUCGACAUCGCGGCGAGGCACGCGGGCCACAUGCGGUGGAACCGCGACCCCUUCCAGCUCUGGCCCGCGCCGCCCCUCGCGCGAGACGCGGCGGAGCAGGCGGUGCGCGGCGAUGAGGGGAAGGGGGAGGAGGAUCCGCCGUUCCGAUGGCGCGACAGGGACGACGGCGUGGCUUGGGGUCUGCAGGAUGACGACGAGGAGGGGGACGAGGGGGAGGGGGAUGAGGGGGAGAGGGCGGACAGUGCAGGAGGAGCGGAUAAGCGCGCGGGGGAGCGGGGGCAGGGGGGCGUGCCGGCGCACCUGUACGGGCGCACGCAGUACGGCGCGAGUGUGGAGGACGAGUGGGUGGUGGCGUGGCUGCUGCUGCGCAUCUCCGCCUGCCUGCCCUUCCUCUCCAUCCGAGUGCGCGACGGCGAUGGGGACUUUGUGCUCAUCGAGGCGGCCACGGCGCUGCCCAAGUGGGUGGCGCCCUCCUGUGCGCGCAACCGCCUCCUGCUGCGCCAGGGUCGCCUGCAUCUGGUGCAUCCGCGUCUGCGCCGCCCGCCCUACCGCCCAGCAGCGCUGCACAGCGCACUGGCCGCCGUGCGCAGUGCCCACGAGCCCACAGAAGCUUCUGAGAAGAUUCACCGUGCCGUGAUGAGCCGCCUGGAAGGGCUCCCAGGCUCGGCGCUGGCAGCCGUGCACACCGCCAGGUGUCGCCUUCCCAUUCGCGCAGCACAGGCAGUGCAGCAGGACCCCUACCUGGCCACCCUGGCAGCCCACGCCUUCCUCAACAGAGACCAUGCCGCCUCCUCCCCCUCCCACACACCCUCUCCCUCCCGCCACCCCUCGGCCCCCCUCCCCCUCUUCCUCCCCCACACCUCCUGCCCCUGCGCCCUCGCAGCAUCCCGCCCCCCCGCCCCCCACACCACAUCCGCCAGCGCCCCCCCCAUUGCUCCCCCCCCUGCGCCCUCUCCCCCGCCCUGUGUGGCGGUGGUGGACGUGAUGGUGGGGCUCCCCCGCGCCUGCUACGCGCAGCUCGCGCUGCUGCCCUUCUCCCCCCCGCGCGCCUUCCCCCUGCCCUUCCCCUCCGACCCCCUCUACUCCGCCGCCCUGCUGGGCUGCAAGCUCGCCCUCGGCCUGCACCUGCUCGUGCAAGAGGGGGGCGGGGGGGGCGGGGGGAGGGGCAAGAGCAAGGGGGGGGGUGAGGGGAAAGGGGAGAGGGAGAGCUUGAGAGGGGAAGGUAGGGAAGGGGGUGUGGAGGGAGCAGGGGAGAGCAGGGAAGUGCAGGUGUGCGAGUGUGAUAAGGUGGUGGUGCCGGCAGGGAUGGCAGGGGGUGAGGGCGAUGGAGCGGGCGGUGGGGGCAGAGGGAGGGCAGAGCUGUGCGAGUGGGGCAACCUGCUGCCGUGGCUCUCACACGCAGGGCUCUUCCACCCCCCCCACCCGCCCUCUGCUCCCUCCAACCCUGCCGCUGCUGCUGCUGGGGCUGCUGUGGGGGGCGAAGAGCAGGGGGCGAGUGGGGCAGUGGGGGAGGAGCGGAGAAGGGCAAUAGAGAAGGAGAUGGAGAAGCGGUUCAAAGUGGUGCAGCGGUUUGCACAGCUCAGCGCCACAGCGGCUGAUCCAGCGGCGCGCAUCUACUCUGUGCUGGCGGGGCAGCCCGCCUUGCACCCCUCGGCCUUCCCGCGGGCAGCCCUGCGAGUCGAUGACAGCGAGCGGUGGAUGAGCGAGGCCGUGCACGCCAUGGAGGCGCGCCUGGGCCAACAGCAGGCGGGGGGGCAGGGGGGGGGCAGGCGCAAGGGGGGGCGUGAAAGGGAGGGAGCUGGGGCUGGAGGGAAGGGGAGGGACGGGAAGAGUGGCAAGGCGGGGAGGAGGGAGGGAGAGGAGGUGCAGGGAGAGGAGGAGGUGGGGGAGGAGGAGGCGGGGAAAUUGCUGGAGCGGCUGAAGCGAUUCAUGUCCGGCGUGUCUGGGCUUGAGGGCGUGGAGGCGGAGGGGGAUGGCGCUGGCAUUUAUGGGGGCGAGAGUGGGAGCUGGGGGAGCGGUGAGGAGGAGGAAAGUGGUGGUGGGGAGGGGAAUGAAGGGGAGGAGAGUGGUGGGAUUGAUGAGGAGGGGCAAGAAGAGAGGGAGGAAGUGCAGCGGGUGAGUGUGAAGGGUGGUGUGGGAUUGCAGGAAGAGGAGGAGGAGGGGGAGGAGGAUGGCGGGGAGGUGGUGAUGGGGCGGGAGAAGCUGAGGGAGUUUGAGAGGUUUAUGGAGGAGUUGGAGGGGGUGAUGGAGCGGUACAGUGAGGAGGAGGUGAAGGGGUUCCGAGGCGAUGGCAGCUCGGAGGGCGAGGAGGACGACAACAGCGAGUCCGCCUUCUUCUCAGAGCCGGGCAGUGACAGCGACUGGGAGGAUGUCAGUGACGCGGGCAGCCAGGGGGGCGAGGGCGAGGAGCAGGAGGAGGAGGAGGGCGAGAGCAAGGGGCCUAUCUCGGGGCCAUUGGUGCUGGGCGGUGGUGGCAGCGGCGGUGGAGGUGCAGGCAGGGGUGCAGGCCGGGGUGAGAGUGGGCCGGGUGAGGGCAGUGGGGCGGCAGGCAGGGGGGGCGCGGCAACAGGCCUGCACCGGGGCUUCUUUGGCGGAGGCGCGGGGCAGCGGGGGACGCAGAGUGGGGAGGCGAGGAGGGGGGAGGAAGGGGAGAUGAAGAGAAGAGAUAAGGGCAAGGGGAAAGUGGUGGAGGAGGAGGAGAGGGAAGGGAGAAUAGGAAGUGGGAAGCGAGGGGUGGGGGAAGGCAGCAGCAGGGGAGGGGGUGGGGGAAGGGGGGCGGGAGAGGAGGACUUCUAUUCACUCUACUCCAAGGCCAUGGCCGCCCAGCUCGCCCCCACCCAUGUGCCCUCCUCCUCGCUGCCCCUGCCGCCGCACACCCAGCGCCCCAAGGGCAACAGCAGAGCAGGCCGGGCAGGGGCGGGUGCAGCAGCAGCAGGAGAGGGGAAGGAAGCGGAGGAAGGGGAGGAGGCACGGCGGGUGGUGGGCAGUCUACAGAUGGCGGCGCGCCUUCAGGGGGGGCUGCCGGGGCCUGCUGCACUGCUGCUGGACGCCGUGAGGGGGGACGCAGGGGUGAAGCGGGGCAGAGGGGGGAAGGGGAAGGCUAGAGGUAAAGGGAGGAGAUGA
Closterium sp. Naga37s-1 is the source of this 3300-nucleotide messenger RNA. NCBI's taxonomy places the organism in Eukaryota, Viridiplantae, Streptophyta, Zygnematophyceae, Desmidiales, Closteriaceae. The record is from the annotation of a GenBank genome assembly.